Calypte anna (Anna's hummingbird) is the source of this 1921-nucleotide messenger RNA. RefSeq names its product CD200 molecule (gene CD200). NCBI's taxonomy places the organism in Eukaryota, Metazoa, Chordata, Aves, Apodiformes, Trochilidae. Gene Ontology annotation, molecular function: cell-cell adhesion mediator activity. Bases 433 to 1206 code for a protein of 257 amino acids. The transcript is spliced from 7 exons. The record is from RefSeq and is a predicted model, not a curated record.
UGUGCUCAUCAGCCUAUUCCCGGCUCCCGAUCUCCCCGAGAAGUGGGGAGGAAGCUGCAACCCGUAGUCUGAGAAGAACGAAGAGAGACUGGAGAGCCGCCCUAUGGAAAAGCACCUGGGGGUUCUGGUCGACAGAGAGCUGAACGUGAGCCAACAGUGUGCUAAUUAGCUAAUUACAGGCACGAACGCUGUGACCGCCCCGCCACUCAUCGCCGCGCACCACGGAGGGUUCCUGCCACCGGGACGGCGAUGGCGCCGCGGGCACCGCCACUCGCGUUGCGGGACGGGAGCUGACUCCUGAAACUUUCCCACCCGGCUUUCCCGGGCCGGACCGGACCGGACCAGUGAUCAGUCGCCUGCCGCGGAUGUCUUUCUGGUAAUAUAUUGGAGCCAUGAUCGAGUUUCUGGCUACACUAUUACCUGGUGAAGAAGAUGUUCCCUUUCAAAAUUAUUUUACUGGUUCUGUUCUUAUGCCUGGUUUGUGCUGGGCUUGGAAAGGGAAAGGUGGUGCCACAAGCUAAGGAAACAAGCGUGAAGGUGGGCGACAACGUGACUCUUGGCUGUGUCCUGACAGAACCCAAGGAUGUUCUGCAAGUGACCUGGCAAAAGAAUGCUGAAACAUCAGUCAAAAAUAUAGCUACGUACAGUACCAUAAAAGGAUUAAAGAUUCACAAGCCCUAUCAGGACCGAAUGAAUUUCACCAGUCUGGUACUCAAUGAGACAAAGAUCACUUUCUGGAACACUAGAAUGGAUGAUUCGGGGUGCUACACUUGUAUCUUCAACACUUUUCCUUCAGGCUCCAUCUCAGGACAUACCUGCCUUCAUGUCUUUGGUCUCAAUGCAUCUGUCCAUUACAACAGUUCUGGAGAUAAUUUGGUAGCCACCUGCAAUGCUGUUGGCCUCCCAGAGCCCACCAUCACCUGGAACAACUUGUUCAAUUCUGUUCCUACACAGGAGACAGUGAGGCACACCAAUGGGGUGGUGUCCAUCACCAGUAAACUGGAGAUAAACACUCAGAACAUCAGUGGGCAGAACUUGAUCUGCAGAGUUAACAACACAAAUGAGAAAAUGGAAUUGCCCGUGAAAAUAGAAGGAGAUGAGGGAUCCUCAUCAUUGCUUUGGGUGUUAAUUCCUGUGGCGAUUGUAAUUGUCAUCCUAGCUGUGAUCAUUCCGUAUUGCGGGAAGAGGAUAUGCAGGAGGCGUUGAAGUGGAUCCUAGAAGAUUUCUAUUCACCUACCAAAUCAUUCCAGUCCAUCAUCCUGAAGUCAACUUCACAAACAGUGACUUGACUGGCUGGAAUGCAACAGCAGAGAAAGGGAAAUAUCACACAUAAACUACCAUAGCUAGAUGCCAAUUUGAUUAUCAAAAAGACUAUGCAACGUUUUUUUAUCUGGCCAAGAUGCUUUAAAAAGUCUUGCUCAGUCUGCUCCUUUGCUGCCUUGCAAAAAUUUAGUUCACUUGUGCUGCUCUUGGUACUCCUAGCAUGCAAAAUAUGUUUUCCUCCUUCCAGAUGAGUUUUGAAAAUACCCUUGGAUUGAAGCUAUUUGGGGAUCCUCUUCGUGUGCCUAAUUACUGUUGCAGUGAAGAGGGGUUUAAUUUUUACCAACAUUUUUCUGCAAUUUCACUUUCAACAACUCUCUAUUCAUCACCCUCUUCCUGGUAUCUGUUUUUCCUUCCCUUAUCCAGUUGAUCUGAAUCUUUUUCCUCAGUCAAUGUGUGAAUGUGUCAGUGACUAUACUGCUUAACUCUCUCUGGAGAGAGCUGCUGGGCUUAAAAACACAGGACUUAAAUGAUGCCAAAUACACAUAAAUUAUUGUGGAAGAGCAAUAGGGCUCCAAACAGGUAAUGGAUAGAGGCAGUAGCAGCCACAGUUGGGAAAGAAGAGGGACCUGGACAGACUGGAGAGUUGGGCUGAUUCCAA